UGCCAUGUUGUGUCGGGUUUAUCUUUGCUGUGACGAGGUGUUCCCAUACCUGCUUUUUCAAGGUCAACUCUGGAUUGAUCUUACUUAGUAUAGUUACAAUGAAAAAAAAAAUUAAUAGCAGUUUAAACGGAUGGUGUCGUUAUUUUUUCUUAUCAAUAAAAAUGUAACUGCCUAACACUAACAGAAGUUGGCUCCUGGGCCAUGUUUUUGUACUCAGAUCCUACAGAUGGACUUUUGUGUGACUUCCCCUAUAUGCUGACAAUUAUCUGAUAAACAAACAUCCAUACCAUGUGUUUUCCGUGACAGCCACGGAUCGUAGCCUUAGUGCUGGUACGUCCAUCGGUGUAUCAAGUUACGUUAAAUAGUGUACUCUGUUAUGUAAAUAUUGUACAGCAAAAACUGUUGAGUCAUAGGCACCAGUCAAGACAGAUUUUUCUCAUCACGCAAUGUCGAUGGGCGGGUCAUUGUGAAGCCGGGAACAGAGCUGCCAGGAUGGGGAAAGUCUGGUGUGGAUCAUGUACUCUCACCUUAGCGGCCAUAGUCGUCUUAUUAGGGAAACCUGUCGGCGCCAGUGAUUUCGACCACCAUGAAACGCUUGACGUUGAAGGAAAGUUCCGCAUUUUCUGGAAGUUUGACGACGAGAAAAUCGAGUUCGAGGCCCGGGUGCAGACGACAGGAUGGGUCGGCCUGGGUCUGUCCCCGAACGGAGGCAUGCCGGGAUCCGACAUCGCCAUCGGCUGGGUGAAAGACGGAAUUGCGCAUCUUACGGACCGGUACGCUGAGGCAAAGGCACAGCCCCGUAUGGACGAGAGUCAGGACUGGGAGCUGGUGUCUGGGUACGAGAACGAGACUCACACCGUCCUGAGGUUCAACAGGAAGCUGACGACGUGUGACGUCAGAGAUCGCGUCAUCAACGAGGACACCAUUCGUGUGCUGUGGGCGUGGCAUGAUGACGAUCCCGAGGACGAGUCCGGGGUGAGCGGCCCGACCUACCACGGGGCCAACAGGGGUGUCAAAAGCACGGUCCUUCUCAGCAACAUCAUCACUCCUACAAACAUCCAAGAAUCAUUGAACUACACGUUUGAUAUCUUGAUGAAAAAUGUCCCUGUUCCCUACGACAAGGACACGACGUACUGGUGCCGUGUGUUUCAGCUGCCGAACAUCACCAGCAAACACCACAUAGUAAAGUAUGAACCCAUUAUCACCCCUGGCAACGAAGGCGUGGUCCAUCAUCUGCUGAUCUACAGGUGUGACAAGCGUCAUCAAGUGACCAUACUGCCAGAUGGUGACCCGGGACAUGCGUGCGAGCCUCAAUUCUCUCGGCCAUGCUUUAACAUUUUGGCGGGAUGGGGAGUAGGUGUAGGGACCGUCCUCACUCCAGACCACGUUGGCUACCCCAUCGGUGAUGACGAGGAUAGCGGUUAUGUGAUCAUGGAGAUGCACUACGACAACCCUCAGCUGGCAUCAGUAUCACAUGCGGUAAUUGACCAGAGCUCCCUCCCCAACGACCUGGAGGUCAAGAGACUAUGCUUGUAG
Branchiostoma floridae (Florida lancelet) is the source of this 1536-nucleotide messenger RNA. Its product is annotated as DBH-like monooxygenase protein 1. Lineage: Eukaryota; Metazoa; Chordata; Leptocardii; Amphioxiformes; Branchiostomatidae. The coding region runs from base 493 to 1536 and encodes 347 amino acids. The transcript is spliced from 7 exons. Gene Ontology annotation, biological process: dopamine catabolic process; norepinephrine biosynthetic process; octopamine biosynthetic process. Gene Ontology annotation, cellular component: secretory granule membrane. The record is from RefSeq and is a predicted model, not a curated record. Gene Ontology annotation, molecular function: copper ion binding; dopamine beta-monooxygenase activity.